Molecule: messenger RNA, 1156 nt
Organism: Lates calcarifer (barramundi perch)
Lineage: Eukaryota; Metazoa; Chordata; Actinopteri; Centropomidae
Gene: gatc
Product: glutamyl-tRNA amidotransferase subunit C
Exons: 5
Coding region: 186-773 (195 amino acids)
Biological process (GO): mitochondrial translation; regulation of translational fidelity; glutaminyl-tRNAGln biosynthesis via transamidation
Cellular component (GO): mitochondrion; glutamyl-tRNA(Gln) amidotransferase complex
Molecular function (GO): glutaminyl-tRNA synthase (glutamine-hydrolyzing) activity
Source: RefSeq, a predicted model, not a curated record
GGAAGUACGCGGAAGUUAAGCCCCUUGUUUCCUCUGGGUUAGCUACCGCAGGACGUUAGCUACAGCCAUGUUAAGCUAGUUCAGAGCCCAGUGGUGACCUUCCUGGUAAGUUAGUAAAGACUAAGAAAAUGUGACGCUCCUCUAUCUACGUUUCGGACAUAGGAGGCUGGCUAAUUGUGCUGAAAAUGUCAGUGUUUAGCUUCACUGCUACGCGCACAUGCCGUGUUGUGUCACUGAAAAUCAUCCGGGCUCCAUUUAACCUGUUAAGAAACGAUGGACACUCGGUACCAAACGUGGUAAACUUCAACAGAAGAAACAGCAGCUGUCUGCAGAGCCGCAGCACUAAUGUAUCACGUCUGUUCAGCUCUCAACUUCACAACCCAAAGGUACCCGAGGUUCCAACAUGGGAACCAGUGCCAGAGGACCAACUGCCCCCGCCUUCAGAAAUCCCUGCAGACCUGGUGGACAAACUGGAGCGACUGGCCUUGGUUGAUUUCCGAACCAAACAGGGACUGGACUGUUUGGAGAAAGCCAUACGAUUUGCAGAUCAGCUUCACGUUGUUGACACGUCCAGCGUUGAACCAAUGGAUUCAGUUCUAGAGGACAGGGCUCUAUACCUGAGGGACGAUGCAGUGAAAGAAGGAGACUGUGCUGAAAAACUGCUUCAGCUCUCUAAAAACACAGUGGAAGAAUAUUUUGUGGCACCACCAGGAAAUAUUCCUUUACCAAAGAGGGAGGAGAGGGCUGCCAUACUGAAACACUCAGAGCUCUGAUAUUUAUGAAUUUGUCCUCUGAAUUUCUUACCAGUGCUUUUAUUUACAGACUGGAUGUGUCUUAGAAGAAAGUAUGUGUCAGAUCUGUUGGCUGAGGACAAGACUUGGUCACUUCACUGCUGAUCUGUCAGGAAGCUUUGUCAGACAGUACAGGAAAAAUAAAAAAGCUGCAGGUCAUUUAUGUUCAUUUUUCAGUUUCACUUAACACCUGUGGUUAAAUGUUUUUGUUUAGUUUCACUACCAGUUCAUAAAAAUGGGGAGUGAACAGUGUGCCAGGGCAGAGGCUGUGGUCAGGCUAUUCAGUGCAAUUGUUUUGAUUUGUGAUUUCCAUUAUUAUUUUCAUGUGUCUUGUUUUUUUAACUAAUAAAAAAAGAAAUCCUUAA